UGUCGAAGUUGCGUGAAGUAAGUUGUGAGGCACAAUUGUCGGUCCACUCCGUUCAAGACAAGGCGUUUAUUUUUCAUCUGAAUUCUAAAUUUCCUACGACACGUUAACUAAGGCGUUGGUCAUCCAUCAUGGAGGAUCUACCCAAGAGCGAUCAAAUCUGGGAGCUACUUACCCAUCACAGCAAACUCGAGCGUGACAAAGGCCAAGCCCGACUGGAGGAAAUGCUCGUGAGCCAGAAAACCGGGCCUUUGGACCGGGAUCUACGAGCCACUUGCGAAUCUUUCAUCACUGCCAUGAAUGAUGAAUGCCCUUGGGAGUCCAAAUUGGGCUUGCUCCUAGCCAGUAAAGCCUUAGUCCGCCAGACCAACAACUCCUCCGUGGACGAGAGUCGUCAUUUCGUUGAGCUCCUCACCGAAUCCUGCGUGUCGUUGCUCGCCGAGAAAGAAGAGGUCCGGGUUCGCGGAUUAGCCGCCGAGGUCUUGGGCGAAAUGUGCCACCAAUUCGGUCCCGAGAUCUACUUGCAAGUCCGAGAGCGCGUUUUGGAGAUCAUCCAGAGUAAUCUGGAACGUGAGACGGAUCGCUUGAAGUUGGACGAGUCCAGUCAUUUCAAAGACGCUCACGACGGCAGCUCGGAUGAUGAGGAUGUUCGAUCCACAGUUUCCUCCAAUGCUGAGGAGAUCUUCCACGAUACGGCCGGUUGGAAAAAUCUCGAGUCGUCCAUGAAUUGUCUGGAAUACAUGGUGGAAGGCUGCGGCUCCGGUUUCUUACCCUAUAUCACGCCGGAUCUCGUCGAGUUGAUCGUCACCUCGUUGAAGCACACCAAUCGGUUCGUGCGAGAGACCGGCUAUAACACCCUGACCUCGUUUUUGCGCACGGGUAAGUUGUCGGUGAUGGAAGGCCCAGUCCUACAGGAGAAGGUAGCCGCUCAAUUUGCCAAGCAUAUUGCCAUUGGCUUGGCUGAUAAUUGGAGUCAGGUCCGAUUGGCUGCUUCUGUGGCGUGUCGGGAGCUAUUUCUUUCUAUAUCGGACGAUGAAGCCAAGAAGGAGGCGUUCUAUCCGAUUCUCUUGCCCCGAUUGUGUCUCAAUCGAUACUAUAUGGCCGAGGGCGUCAAGCUGUACAAUCAACAGACGUGGAAACUGACCGUUGGCGACCAAGGACGUGUUUUGGUGGAGAAGCAUAUCCAGGAGGUCAUCAACUAUUACGUCAUGUGCACUUUAGCCGAUAACCACGCCGUCCGGGAAGCAGCUUGUCUUUGCAUUGGCGAGUUGGCCGUGAAGAUCUCGAGGCCGAUCCUUUUGCCGCACGUCAAGUCCUUGGUGGAGGUGUUUUGCGAAUGCUUUCAAGAUCACUCUUGGCCUGUUAGAGACACGGCGUGCGUCGCCAGUGGCAACUUCAUUCGAAUGUAUCCGACCGAGUGUCAGGAUAAGAUAUCAAUUUUGAUGCCCAUGUUCUUAGGGAACCUCAAGGACCCAAUUUCCUCGGUAAGACAAGGAGCCGCACUCAGCUUGGCCAAUGUUCUCCAGGCCUAUCCGGAGGUCAUGUUCGAUCCGAUCAAAGAAAUAUUGAUCGAUGGAUUUGCUGGGCUUUCAGAUCAACCCGAAGAAAGCCAGCGCUAUCAGAAUCUGUCGUCAGAAAACGCCACUUUCGGUGUGGUUAAAAAGUUGCGAGACAACGAUGUGGAACUCCACGAGAACCAGCCCAUGUACUCGUGUGGCUCAUUGGCCCCUAAAAUGGGGCGUGGUGGCACUUCUGGAGGCUGCUCCAGUGCCAUGUUCAAGAAAAACCCCGAGCCUUGGGAGUUUGCCGAUGGAUGUGUUCAUCUCUUUACCGAACUAACUUCUCUCGCCGAUUUCCACGCUAAACUGCAUCCUUUGGUGUCCAAGAUCAGCCAGGCUUGCUACAAGCGUCAUUACACCUUACAUUUAAGCUUUAUCGAGACGGUAUUGAAACGAUUACCGGACAUGGCCGAACGGCUCGGGAAACGAUACUUCAAGCCUUAUCUCGAAGAUUUUAUGGACCCGAUUUUCUAUGCCUUCGGGAGCGAAAAUGCCUUGGCUCGAGUGGCUGCUGAACACUGUCUAGCCUACCUGAGCCAAUGGCUCGGUCCGAACAUCCUUCGGGGACGAGUCGAACAAGUGGACCCCAAGUAUUUGGAGCUUCUUGAGCAGGCCAUGAUGCAAUCGCCGAUGUCCAUGGAAAUGGGCACGGUUCCCUCAUCGAUCAGCAUCCCGCCAAAAUCCGAGCAACACGCGAGCUAUCAGCAUUUAGGAGGCACGCCUACCUAGUAAAUGUGAAUUUAAAUGACACUUAUCUUUACAUGCACGCCAAACUGGUUAAUACCCAGUGUUUCGAUUGA
Tigriopus californicus is the source of this 2356-nucleotide messenger RNA. RefSeq lists its product as uncharacterized. Bases 129 to 2285 code for a protein of 718 amino acids. The transcript has a single exon. Gene Ontology annotation, molecular function: nuclear import signal receptor activity. Lineage: Eukaryota; Metazoa; Arthropoda; Copepoda; Harpacticoida; Harpacticidae. Gene Ontology annotation, cellular component: nucleus; cytoplasm. Gene Ontology annotation, biological process: protein import into nucleus. The record is from RefSeq and is a predicted model, not a curated record.